AUGCCCCAUGCCCUCUACACCUCCACCUGCGUGCCCCAUGCCCUCUACACCUCCACCUGCGUGCCCCGUGCCCUCUGCACCUCCACCUGCGUGCCCCAUGCCCUCUACACCUCCACCUGCGUGCCCCAUGCCCUCUACACCUCCACCUGCGUGCCCCAUGCCCUCUACACCUCCACCUGCGUGCCCCGUGCCCUCUACACCUCCACCUGCGUGCCCCGUGCCCUCUACACCUCCACCUGCGUGCCCCAUGCCCUCUACACCUCCACCUGCGUGUCCCGUGCCCUCUGCACCUCCACCUGCGUGCCCCAUGCCCUCUACACCUCCACCUGCGUGCCCCAUGCCCUCUACACCUCCACCUGCGUGGUCUAUGCCGUCUACACCUCCACCUGCGUGGUCUAUGCCCUCUACACCUCCACCUGCGUGCCCCAUGCCCUCUACACCUCCACCUGCGUGGUCUAUGGCCUCUACACCUCCACCUGCGUGGUCUAUGCCCUCUACACCUCCACCUGCGUGGUCUAUGGCCUCUACACCUCCACCUGCGUGGUCUAUGCCCUCUACACCUCCACCUGCGUGGUCUAUGCCCUCUACACCUCCACUUGCGUGUCCCAUGCCCUCUACACCUCCACCUGCGUGCCCCAUGCCCUCUACACCUCCACGUGCGUGGUCUAUGCCCUCUACACCUCCACCUGCGUGGUCUAUGGCCUCUACACCUCCACCUGCGUGGUCUAUGCCCUCUACACCUCCACCUGCGUGGUCUAUGGCCUCUACACCUCCACCUGCGUGGUCUAUGCCCUCUACACCUCCACCUGCGUGGUCUAUGCCCUCUACACCUCCACUUGCGUGUCCCAUGCCCUCUACACCUCCACCUGCGUGCCCCAUGCCCUCUACACCUCCACGUGCGUGCCCCAUGCACUCUACACCUCCACCUGCGUGCCCCGUGCCCUCUACACCUCCACCUGCGUGCCCCGUGCCCUCUACACCUCCACCUGCGUGCCCCAUGCCCUCUACACCUCCACCUGGGUGCCCCAUGCCCUCUACACCUCCACCUGGGUGCCCCAUGCCCUCUACACCUCCACCUGGGUGCCCCAUGCCCUCUACACCUCCACCUGGGUGCCCCAUGCCCUCUCUCUUCCCUUCUCUACUAAUUCUUCCAUCUGGGAUAUAGGAGAAAGAACAUGGGGGCCCUGCAUAAAUCUACGGACAACGCUACCCGGGAUUCAACCACUUUGA
Procambarus clarkii (red swamp crayfish) is the source of this 1230-nucleotide messenger RNA. Lineage: Eukaryota; Metazoa; Arthropoda; Malacostraca; Decapoda; Cambaridae. The record is from RefSeq and is a predicted model, not a curated record.